AUGUCGACGAGCGAUACACCUCAGCCCGUGAAACUAUCAUUACCGUUGGAGUACCAGCAAGAGCUAUUCCAAGAGGUCCGUGCCGAUGAUGAGCUGGUGGUCCUUGCCCGUGGCCUGGGCUUGAUGCGCCUCGUCACCAAUCUCCUGCACUCCUAUGAUGCGGCCGGCAACAACCUGAUCGUUGUUGUUGGCGCCGAGGAGCGUGAGAAUGGCUGGAUUGGCGAGGCGCUGGCGGAACAUGCUGCCAUCAGCAUGUCGCCCAAAGCUCGGGGCUUGACGCUUGUCAACACCGAAUCCCAGAGUGUAGGCGCAAGGGAGAAGAUGUACGCUCGCGGUGGCGUAUUCAGCGUCACCUCGCGUAUCCUGGUUGUUGAUUUGCUCACGGGCCUGCUCAACCCGGAAACCAUCACUGGCCUCGUCGUUCUCCACGCCGACAAGGUAGUAGCUACGUCCCUGGAAGCCUUCAUCUUGCGGGUUUAUCGCCAGAAGAACAAGGCUGGGUUCCUGAAGGCCUUUUCAGAUAAUCCCGACCCCUUCACCAUAGGCUUUUCCCCCCUCUCCACCAUGCUACGGAACCUCUUCCUCAAAAAGGCCUCCCUCUGGCCGAGAUUUCAUGUGACGGUUGCCCAUGCUCUAGAAGGGAAGAAAAAAGCCGAGGUGAUAGAGCUCGAGGUUCCCAUGACUGACAUGAUGAAAGAAAUACAAAACGCCAUCAUGGAAUGCGUGGAAAUUAGCAUUCAUGAGUUGAAGAAGGGGAAUUCCGGACUGGAAAUGGACGACUGGAACCUUGACAGUGCCCUGCUGAAAAACUUUGAUCUGAUCAUCAGGCGGCAGUUAGAUCCCAAUUGGCACCGAGUGAGCUGGAAGACUCGUCAGAUUGUCAAUGACCUUUCCGUCCUUCGGACUCUGCUCAAUUCUGUCUUGACCUUUGACGCAGUUUCGUUCCUCCAAAACCUCGAUACCAUCCACGCUGCACAUUCCCCGGCACCCGGGUCUACAAGGCAAACACAGUCGCCUUGGCUGUUCCUGGAUGCCACUCAGACCUUGUUCGAGACUGCACGCAGAAGGGUCUACUCGGCGAACCCCAAAAACAUCAGCAAGGAGGAAAACAUUGACUCUUUACAUCCCGUACUUGAGGAGCUUCCCAAAUGGGCGCUUUUAUCCGAAGUGCUUGAGGAAAUUGACCGUGAUCUGUAUUUUGAGCCUCAAAUCAAAGAUGACUCUAACGGGACCAUUUUGAUUAUGUGCGCAAGCCAGGACACAUGCCGGCAACUCCGGGACUAUCUUCAGACCAUGCACGUGAAAACCAGAGCAGAAGGCAGCAAACCGGCGAGGGAGACCAGAGACCAUGGAGAGGAAGGCGAAGAGAAAGAGGAAGAGGAAGACAAAGCUUCUGCAUCCUUCAUGAUGCGGAGGCGGCUACGGAAUUAUUUGAACUGGAAGAAACAGUUUGCGCAGGUCAACGCAACACUGUUUGCCGAUAAUCAAAAAGUCCUAAACUCUGCAACGGCCACCAGAGGGGGCAGGGCGCCGCCCAACAAGAGAAGGCGUGUUCGGGGUGGUGGGAAUAUAGGUGCAAACGCGGGCCGUGCAGACAAUGGCAGCAUCAUCCAAUUUUUUGAGAAGCCCGGCGAGGUCGCUGACCUCAUGGCUGAGGUGCGGCUGACGGAGGAAGAGGCCCAGCAAAAACCCGAGAUCAUCGCUGACCCCAUGGACAACAUGGACGAGUUCUACGAGAUGUUUGAGAUGCAGGACCUAGUUGCCAUUCACGCGUAUGAUGGGGAUCUGGAUGAGCAUGUCCUCGAGGAGGUUAAGCCACGGUACAUCAUCAUGUACGAGCCUGACGCCUCGUUUAUCAGAAGAGUGGAGGUGUAUCGUUCGUCUCACAACGACCGGAAUGUGAGAGUCUAUUUCAUGUACUACGGCGGCUCUGUGGAGGAGCAAAGAUACCUGUCAUCUGUGCGUCGUGAGAAGGAUGCAUUCACAAAGCUGAUCAAGGAGCGGGCCAGCAUGUCCUUGGUCAUGACUGUCGACCCCAGUGGGGAGGAUGACCAAGAGGCAUUCCUACGGACGGUGAACACGAGGAUCGCGGGAGGCGGCAGGCUAGCAGCGACUGCUGAGCCUCCUCGCGUGGUGGUUGAUGUGAGAGAGUUCAGGUCUUCCCUGCCGUCCCUUCUGCACGGGAGGUCAAUGGUGAUCGUCCCGUGCAUGCUGACGGUUGGCGAUUACAUUUUGACACCGCACAUAUGCGUGGAACGUAAAUCGAUCAGCGAUCUCAUCUCUUCCUUCAAAGACGGCCGCUUGUACACUCAAGCCGAGGCCAUGUUCCAGCAUUACCGGGAUCCCAUGCUUCUCAUUGAGUUUGACCAGAACAAAUCUUUUACACUAGAACCAUUUGCAGACCUUUCGGGAAACCUAAGCAGUCUAGCCCCUGGAAACAUCGCGUCCGAUCUCCAGUCCAAGCUGGUACUGCUGACGCUCGCAUUCCCAAGGCUGCGUGUCAUAUGGUCCUCGUCACCGUACCAGACAGCAGAAAUCUUCGAGUCUCUGAAGCAACAGGAAAAGGAGCCCGACCCGAUUGCAGCGGUGCAGGCCGGUCUUGAUCAGGAUUCAAGGCUUGAAGAUCAGAUAAUCAACCAGGAGCCGCAAGACAUGCUCUCCAAGGUGCCAGGAAUCACGCCAAAGAAUAUCAACGCUCUUGUUUGGGAGACAGAGAAUCUCAAGGAAAUAGCUAAUAUGGAUGAAAAGGAGUUGAAGCCGAUAGUAGGUCCCGCAGUUGCUCGGCAGGUGCACGGGUUCUUCAACCGCAAUGUAAUGGAAGAGGAUGAUUAG
Messenger RNA from Clonostachys rhizophaga, 2832 nucleotides. The record is from the annotation of a GenBank genome assembly. Lineage: Eukaryota; Fungi; Ascomycota; Sordariomycetes; Hypocreales; Bionectriaceae.